Rotaria sordida is the source of this 936-nucleotide messenger RNA. NCBI's taxonomy places the organism in Eukaryota, Metazoa, Rotifera, Eurotatoria, Philodinida, Philodinidae. The record is from the annotation of a GenBank genome assembly.
AUGAAUGAAAAUAAUCCAAAUACUAAUGGUGAUAUUGAUCGAUGGGUUGAAUGGAUAAAAGAUUGCAAAUAUUUACCUGAAACUGAUUUUAAACAAUUAUGUACAAUAAUAUCAGAUAUUUUUUUUGAAGAAUCUAAUGUGCAACCAGUCUUUUCACCAGUAACUAUUUGUGGUGAUUUACAUGGACAAUAUUAUGAUGUACAAGAAUUAUUUCGUACAGGUGGUUAUCCACCUGAUACACAAUAUAUAUUUAUGGGUGAUUUUGUUGAUCGCGGUUAUUAUAGUUUAGAAACUUUAACACAAUUACUUGUUUUUAAAGCUAAAUGGCCUGAUCGUGUAACAUUAUUACGUGGUAAUCAUGAAUCACGACAAGUAACACAAGUUUAUGGUUUUUAUGAUGAAUGUAUGAAAAAAUAUGGAAAUGCUAAUUUAUGGAGAUUUUGUUGUCGUUUAUUUGAUCUUAUGCCAAUUGGUGCAUUGAUUGAUAAUGAAGUUUUAUGUAUUCAUGGUGGACUUUCACCAGAUAUUGGUACAAUUGAUCAAAUGCGUACAAUUGAACGUGAUCAAGAAAUUCCACAUCGUGGUGGUUUUUGUGAUUUAAUGUGGUCUGAUCCAGAUGAUAUUGAUUGGUGGGCUAUAUCACCACGAGGAGCUGGUUGGUUAUUUGGAGAAAAACCAACAAAUCAAUUUAUGCAUAAUAAUCAAUUAAGUUUAAUAUGUCGUGCUCAUCAACUUGUUCAAGAAGGGAUUAAAUUUAUGUUCGAUGAGCAUCUUGUAACGGUAUGGUCUGCACCAAAUUAUUGUUAUCGAUGUGGUAAUAUAGCUGCUAUACUUGCUUUUCAUACAGCAACAAAUCAUGAAACAAAAUUAUUUAAUGCUGUACCCGAUAAUGAACGGGUUAUACCAGCUAAAACAACGACACCGUAUUUUCUUUAA